AUGUCACUUCACUCUGAAGUAAAUCGAGAUUGGACGGCUGGGUGUAAACUAGGCCAUUGAUCGUAUCAUGUCGGUCGUCGAAAGAAGCGGCACGACGGAGGCACCGGCAGGAUUGUCAAGGGAGCGUUUUGAAAAUGUGGAGCAGAUCCCGACCCCGGCGUUAGGUGAGCGAUCGUCGACGGAGGGAAUGCUCAAGCAAGUGUUAGCUUCAGUAGAUGUGAUGCUGCAACAUCAAAGAGAGGCGCAUUUGCAGCAACAACAAGUACUGCUUCAGCAGCAACAGCAGUUCCAGCAAGUGUUGCAAUUGAUAGGGAAUAGCGUUGUUGAGAAGAUGACCAGAGCGGUGGAGCAAGAAAGAGUUGCAGGAGGAUCGGCGGAAAACCACGGCGUUGGUAAUUCGUCCGACUCCGCGGAAUCGCUACCAUCGAACCAAUCUCAGCAGCAGAACAGAAGAGCCGAAUCAUUUGUGGCUGGAAGCAUGGUUAAGUGUCUAGCCUCGCAAAUUCCAGAGUUCGCAGGAUCUCGAGAGGACAACGUGCGGCAGGCCUGGAUACAGCGAGUCGACAAGGUGGCCCAAGUUCACGGAGCAGCUGACGGAGAAGUAUUACUGGCGGCAACUAGUCGUCUGGCAAAAGCGGCCAGGCAGUGGUACGACUUCCAGAGCGGUAGCACCCUGAAGUCAUGGAAUAACUGUCGUCAAGAGCUUUUGAAAUAUUUUGGUAGGAAGGUGCCAUUUUUCGUCGCCAUGCAGAAAAUAGAGGCUCGUAAAUGGAUGGCACAAAAGGAAACGUUUGAUCAAUACGCGAUCGAAAAACUGGCACUCAUUUAUCAACUCGAUUUACCUUUGAACGACACGAUACAAUUACUGAUCGGAGGAAUCACCCAGACUUCACUCAAGGCUACGGCGUUGUCUGUGCCGAUGGAUACGCUAGACGGGUUCCUGGAGAAGAUGAGGAUUAUUACCGAAGAAGUGGCGGAAACUAUCAAGAAAGGUCCAGUCGUGGAAUCGGCGCAGAAGAACAAAGAGAUCUUUUGUCGCAACUGCAACAAAAAAGGACAUCUCACCAACGACUGCAAGGUGGAGAUCAAUUGUUUUUAUUGCAAACAACCCAGUCAGCCAAACCUGCGAAGAACAGACAUUGGCAAAAUCUGUUCGACAAAAUAUGUGAGCAGAGAGGCCACAGAUUGGGUACAAAAUCCACCCAGUAAGCACACUGUCAGCAGUAUGCCGACAGAUUGGCAGCAUAUCUGUUGCAUUAUUCUGAUUGAAUCUGCUGCCAAUCUGUCGACAUACUGCUGACAGUUUGCUUACUGGGAAAAAGGACAUCGGCGGUUCGAGUGCCCGACCCUUAGAAAGAGGGAUGUUAAGUCGACGUCAGGAGGAUUGCAGCAGUUAGCAGCGGGGCGGACGGCGGCCAACGUGUCCUCGGAGCAGAUCAGUUCCUCAGAGUCAGUAGCGGUAGUCAGCCAGAUCCGGGAGAUCACCCUGGAAAGUCCGUUCCUGGAAGUCAACAACAUCGCUGGUGAGCGUUGUAAAAUAUUAGCCUUGCUUGAUACGGGUAGCCCUGUGUCUUUCGUCAAGCUGGAAAUCUUUGAGAAAUUCAUUAAGCCUGCUGGCUAUGAGAUAAAUGUAGUUACAAAUAAGUAUAGGAAUUUAAGUAGAGAAUUUUUGAAUAUUGUUGGCGUAGUGAGAGUAAAAUUAUCAUUGUCCGUUUUCUCGGGUGUAAAUUUUGAAGCUAACUUACAUAUUUUACAGGAAAAUUUAUUUGAAGGAGAUAUUAUUUUCGGUAGAGAAUUUCUACAUAACGCGAAUCUAAUAAUAACGGUCAAACCAGUUAAUCAAAAUAGCCGAGAAUCGACAAACAUGUUUGCCGAAUUGCCCUUAUGUAUCGAGGAUGAGCGAUCAGAAAAACCUUUAAGUAUAAACACGGACGCGAUGGAAAUAGACUUCGACGUGGAAUCAAAAUAGCGACUAAAAGAUCUAAUAACAGAUAUCGAACAAAGGAAUAUCGAGACGCUGGAUGAUGAUUACUCUGUACAAAUAAUUUUGAAAGAUAAUUCAACUUACGCAUACGCGCCCAGACGUUUUGCACAUGCUGAACGGUUACAACUCCGUGAGAUCACCAAUGAUCUUCUGGCACGCGGAAAUAUUCAGCCUAACACUUCAUCCUAUUGUUCUAGAGUCGUACCUGUGAGGAAAAAGAACGGGAAAUUGAGAUUAUGUUUAGAUUUACGUCCUUUGAAUAGUCGUGUUGAAAAAGAAAAGGGUCCUUUUCCCAUCAUUGAGAAUUGCUUAUCGGGGCUGAGUGGUAAAAAAAGUAUUCACGUUAUUAGAUUUAAAAGACGGUUUUUACCAAAUAAAAGUUCACAUAGAUUCGAGAAAAUAUUUAUCGUUUGCUAUGCCGGAUGAACAAUUCGAGUACACUAGAUUACCUUUCGGGUACUGCGAAUCUCCGGCGGAGUUUCAAAAACGUCUUCGUCAGAUUCUCUCGAAAUUGAUCCGCGAAGACAAAAUCGUUUUA
Messenger RNA from Ooceraea biroi (clonal raider ant), 2522 nucleotides. RefSeq lists its product as uncharacterized. The record is from RefSeq and is a predicted model, not a curated record. Gene Ontology annotation, molecular function: nucleic acid binding; zinc ion binding. NCBI's taxonomy places the organism in Eukaryota, Metazoa, Arthropoda, Insecta, Hymenoptera, Formicidae.